CAAAACACACAAUCUCCUUCCCUCUCUCUCUCUCUCUCUCUCUCUCUCUCUCACACUCACUGUAAUUACUUUUAAGCACAAAUGACAACUUCAUCUGAACCAACUCGCAAGGGUCUGACAAAAAUUGCCACCAACAGAUUACAGAAAGAAUUCAUGGAGUGGCAGACUAAUCCCCCUGCUGGUUUCAAGCACAGAGUCUCUGAUAAUCUCCAACGAUGGAUCAUUGAAGUGAAUGGAGCUUCAGGAACUCUUUAUGCCAAUGAAACUUACCAACUUCAAGUGGAUUUUCCUGAGCAUUAUCCUAUGGAAGCUCCACAGGUUAUCUUUCAGCAUCCAGCUCCACUUCAUCCGCAUAUUUACAGCAACGGUCACAUUUGUUUGGAUGUUCUGUAUGAUUCGUGGUCACCAGCAAUGAGGCUAAGUUCAAUCUGUCUCAGCAUUCUCUCCAUGCUCUCAAGCUCAGCCGUGAAGCAAAAGCCGAAAGAUAAUGACCAUUACUUGAAAAACUGCAAAAAUGGAAGAUCUCCCAAAGAAACUAGGUGGAGGUUCCACGACGAUAAAGUAUAACAUCUCUAUGCAUGUGUCCUUCAAUAUUGUAAUUAGAAACCAAUUGUAUGAUCUCCGGCCGAGUUCUUGACCUGUUGCUACUUCAAAAGCAAGAACAUCUAUCCAAAAUUGUAUUCUUAAUACUUAAUCCGAUAAUUAGUUCUUAACUUGUAACUUCUUACAAAAGCAUCUUAGUAUGGUCUUCAAUUUUCUUAAUAAUAUUA
Eutrema salsugineum is the source of this 770-nucleotide messenger RNA. Its product is annotated as probable ubiquitin-conjugating enzyme E2 17. Bases 82 to 567 code for a protein of 161 amino acids. The transcript is spliced from 6 exons. Lineage: Eukaryota; Viridiplantae; Streptophyta; Magnoliopsida; Brassicales; Brassicaceae. The record is from RefSeq and is a predicted model, not a curated record.